This is a messenger RNA of Saprolegnia parasitica CBS 223.65, 970 nucleotides long. RefSeq lists its product as hypothetical. The coding region runs from base 46 to 927 and encodes 293 amino acids. The record is from RefSeq and is a predicted model, not a curated record. NCBI's taxonomy places the organism in Eukaryota, Oomycota, Saprolegniomycetes, Saprolegniales, Saprolegniaceae. The transcript has 10 exons.
AAUUUGGGCGCGUAACUUUAGUUGACUUUCAGUACCACCACCAACAUGCAGCACGAGGACGGCAGCCCGAUCGAGGAAGACACGUCGGAAGAGAAUGCCAUCGACAUGAUUGACGCGAUGCGAGGCGAAGGCUUCUAUGGGAAGGUCCAGGCAAGACCGACUGGAGGCAACCACCGUCCGAUUUCGGCGCCCCCAAAGCGAUAUCCCUCGCACGAGUCGGCGCAGCCUCCGCAGCUGGUCGAGACAAUCCGCGGCAUCACGUUGCAGACGUUGCCACCGCGCCCCGAGAGCGCCAAACCCGCGCGCGCCUCGUCGCGUCAACCUGUCCAAGCACACGUUCGCUUCCGCGACCCCGAGAGCCGAGAUCGACCUGUCUCGGCACCGCAGCGUACCGCACCAGUCAAGACAUCAUCCACAACGUCCAAGACGUAUUUACGUCGCGCAGCCGACAAGAAGAAGGAGAAGGAACGGGACUUUGCCAUUGAGCUCUUUCAAGAAAAGAUUGAUCAAGAGCGAAAAGUGGCCGUCAAGAUCACGCAAGCCAACAAGCUCAUGCGACGCCAAGGCUCCAAGAAGACCUACUACUUGGCCAAGAACCGCGAUGACUUUGUCGCCGUGCGCGUCAUCGAAGAUAACGUGCCGGAGCGCCUCUUGAGCACUGACGCCUUUGUCCGUGAAUUCGAGCGCAUGACGGUGCUAUGGGCCGCGAAGGCCAAAGACUCGGCCCCGUUCGACGACGCGACGCCUGCCAAGACACCGUCGACUCGUCUGCAUCCCAAGAAGGAGACGCAGUCGGGGCUGCGCAUGAUCCUCAAGGGCACGAUCGAGCUCACGGCGAUUCUACAAGAGCAGCUCUUCGAGCUCCAGAGCAAGGGAUGGAACUCCAACACGGUCAAGGCCCUCGUCGCACCACACCACGCGUCGUAGCUCGUCCCACUUGAUACGUACUAGCUUUGACGUUCGGAACCCC